This is a messenger RNA of Apodemus sylvaticus (European woodmouse), 2500 nucleotides long. RefSeq names its product leucine rich repeat containing 63 (gene Lrrc63). NCBI's taxonomy places the organism in Eukaryota, Metazoa, Chordata, Mammalia, Rodentia, Muridae. Gene Ontology annotation, molecular function: protein binding. The coding region runs from base 206 to 2080 and encodes 624 amino acids. The record is from RefSeq and is a predicted model, not a curated record. The transcript has 10 exons.
UUCACUAUGAGCGUAACAUUCGGCUGUAGUGGGGCUUGGGGAUGCUGCUAAUGGAGCCGCGUCCAGCAGAAACAUGGAAUUAGACCUAACUGGAGACCUCACUAGACAGUCACUGGCAGCCAGGACUCAGUGACAAAGGAGAUGGACGUGGGAAAUCUGUAACAAUUCGUUCUCGGGAAGUUCAGUUCUCACUUAACCUACAGCUAUGAAAGAGAGCAUUUAUCACCCAUUCAAAACCCAGCAGCACCCGUUACUCCUUCGAAGACCCUUACCUCCAAAGCUCCCUAAGUUACCUGUAUUAAAGAAGAAAGUUCGUAUAGUCCAUACAGUUAAGGCUAGAGAACCUGAGGAGACCUCUGGAAAGUUCAGCCCCGAUGAAAGCGCGUCAGUGAAAGUCGAUCAAAGUGUUUCUCAACCAAAAAGACCUGCUAGCGCUAAAACCAUCUGUCUUGAUUAUGACGGGAAGGCACAGGAAAGAGUGGUGCCUCCCGUUAACAUUAUUACACAUCCACGCGGUGUCCGCCGCCUUCAUUGGAAGGUCCCGAAGAGCGCCUCUGGUUCCAUGUUUAUUCCAAGAUGUAUGUCAGCGUCUUCCCGAGUUUUUAGGAAUACACUACAGCAAAUAAAAAGAACCAGAAAGUCCUUGAAAAAAGAAAGCAAAGACGACGAGUUGCCCACUAAAAAGCCAUUUAGCAACACUUUAGUUCUUUCCAAGGAGUUUUCCAAACCUUUACCCCCUUCUUACUCUAGGUUUAUAACUUCUAGGUUUAAGCCAUCAGGUACCCAGGUCCGCCCUGCACCAAAGAUUUCGAGCUAUAUUCAAGAGCUUCCUCUUCUCAGAAAUGUAAAGGAAACAGCGCUCAGCCCUGUAUCUAGCGUUUCAUCUAUACUACCAGAACCGCAGUGGUCUGAACGACCACACCCUAAGGUAGCCCUAGGUCAAGUGAUAUUGAACACCGGUUCACUCCCGCCCGCCCGUUCCCUGCCAACACCUGCUUUGCCAAGAAAACCUCCAAGACAGGUUGUGAUAGAAAAUGCCGCCGCCACUGCUGCGGCCACUGCCACUACCACCAGCGCCCCAGUGAGUGGAAAGACAGAAGCCCACAAACCACCUGAUACCAUUCAGAGAACCUUGAGAAAAAUAGACCCGGAUGCCCAUGUCUUAAGAGGGGAAGGCUUUAAGAAUGUCGCAGCGACACGCUCCGAAACAGUACUGGCGCUGACCACCCUGGCCAUAAUAAAUUGCCAAAUAUAUGGAAGAAAUGCACUUAAUCUUAAGGGAUUCUUUCUAACUCACUGUCCAGACUUAUCACCAGUGGCUUUUCAAUUGAUAUACCUUAAUUUAUCAUUUAAUGACCUCACCUAUUUUCCUUUAGACAUACUUUAUCUUCAAAACCUACAAGUACUGAAAAUGAGAAAUAAUCCCAUCAGAGAAAUUCCUUCUGAAAUCCAGCUAUUGACAUACCUUAGGAUUUUCUCCAUUGCCUUUAAUUAUAUUACAGAGCUUCCUUCUGGGUUAUUUUGCCUGAACUAUCUGGAGGAGCUUGAUAUUUCCUACAAUGAAAUUGAAAAUAUUCCAAAUGAAAUCCAGAGACUCAGAUCACUUGAAAAGCUGAUUGUUGACGGAAAUCCCAUAACGUCUUUUCCACCUGGGAUUUUGAAGCUUAACUUGAUCAAAUUCCAAUUUGAAAAUACAUUCACUUCUUCUCAAUUUUGGUUAGAGAAUUCCUGGAAUAACCCCCCACAACUUACUCAAAUUUGUGCUUUGUUCAUUGUUAAAAAUAAUCUACACAAAGUAUUUGAUUACAUCCCAAUUUCAGUUCAAAAGUAUCUUAUAAGCACAUCUGACUGUGAUUGGUGCCAUGGUCCCAAGUUUGGCGAAGGUUACCGCAUCAUCCGAUCCUGUGAUAUCUUUGGAGUAUCACAUGUCCCUAUUAUGUUCUAUGUCUGCUCUCCUUCCUGCUAUCAGGAGAUCAGGGAAAGCAGCUUUGUUCUGGAAGGUUUUCCUAGUAAAAGAAUAGCUCUGAAUAUGGACUGGGUGAAAGAGAGCAAAGUCAGCCAGGUCUCGUUCUUUUUGUAAAACCCACAAAUACUUAUGUAUAAGUGAUCCACCUCUUAGAGCACGGGUUCUGCGUGGAGACCCGUGUGUCUUCUCUGCUGAGUUCUCUCUGUGAUCCUCCUUCUCAUGAAAGCCUAAUCAUUAGAAGUCAGUGCAGCGCUCUGACUCAAGGAGUAAGAAAGGCCUUCAGAGUUUAGCAGGAGUCUUGAGAAGUUCCUGGAGAUCACGUUUUCAGUAAGGGGGAAAAAGGUUCAAAACAUUUGCCAAAAGAACUGGGUCUUGUACUUUGUCUUUUCAUGAACCUGUAUUCAAUGACAGGCUAUCAUCUUGAAGCCAUUGUGGGGAGCUUUGUUGCACGAGGCCACAAAGUUAUGUGUCCAGGUACUAAAUGUUAGCUUGUGCACUUCUGUGAAACCCUCCUCAAUGAUAACCAAUUGGUUU